Molecule: messenger RNA, 1314 nt
Organism: Gigantopelta aegis
Lineage: Eukaryota; Metazoa; Mollusca; Gastropoda; Neomphalida; Peltospiridae
Product: alpha-2A adrenergic receptor-like
Exons: 1
Coding region: 1-1314 (437 amino acids)
Biological process (GO): neuropeptide signaling pathway
Cellular component (GO): membrane
Molecular function (GO): G protein-coupled peptide receptor activity
Source: RefSeq, a predicted model, not a curated record
AUGGACAACACAAGCUCUUCGUUUCCCUGGACGUCUGCUGCAAACGACAACAACGAAACGUCUGUAUACCGCCAGCUAAUCGAGAAGCUGAAUUACGAACGUAUGCUGUUCCAGCUGCCAGUGGUAGUUACCCUGCUGGUUGUCAUGGUGAUGGGCAUAUUCGGGAACAUUGUUGUCAUCUCCGUGUACAAACAGACCUGUAAAAAACGCAUCUCUUGUUUUUUCAUGAAUCUUCUGGCAGUCGUGGAUCUAACCACGGCAUUGUGCAUCCCCUUCGACAUCCAAGACAUGCUAAAUCCUUACAUGAACCCAGCACCAGUUGCAUGUAAGAUUGGACGAUUCCUGGAAUCCUUUACGGCAGUGCUUUCUGGAAACCUUCUCAUCUGCAUUUCAUUUGACAGGUAUUUUCAUAUAAUCUAUCCUCUCAAAAGGUACUCGCUACAGCAAGCCAAAUCUCUGGCUAUUGUCAUGACUGCUUUAGCAUUGUCUUUAACUUGGCCUCAGCUAUUUCUAGCUGGUACGAAGACUGUGAAAACUUCUAUAGAAGGAGUGCACGGAGAAGACUGCUCAUUUCGAAACGAGGUUCGCGAUUCCAUAUACACUAUGCUAUUUCAAGGUGCACUGGCAUUGUCGUAUGCCAUAGGCUUUGGCGUGUCCGUCAUCUUCUACUGCAGAAUUUACUUUGUUAUUUGGCGAAGACGACGAACUAUUAUUGGAGAACAGGUCAUUUCCCCUAAGAAAAGCUCUAAAAAGUUAAAGUCGUUUCGUCUUCACACUUUUAAGAUGAGCGGCAAAGAGUCAAAGAAAUGUUCAGAAAUAACUGAAAUCUCCUACAUCACCACAUCUGAAAUGGGUGCAACUGAUCUUGAUUCAACAUCGCCGGUGGUACAAAGAGAAACAAGUGUUGAAAAUGACAGAAAUGAAAAAAUCACUACAGGUAAUAACAACCCCGACCGUAAGUCAUCCUGUUUGUCUGCAAGAUCCACUGUGAGACUGGACAAAGUUAAAGUUAAGACUAGCCAGAAAACCAAAUCAACGACUCGGUUCACUCGCAUUAUGACAAUCGUUACCAUCUCCUCCAUUCUAGCGUUUACGCCGUAUCUAUUGGUGAAUAUAUUUCACAACAUGGGAAUGUUUUUCUACCACGGCAUGAGUAAGACGGCUGACAUUGUGUAUGAAUUCAGUACGAAAUCGUUUUACUUGAAUUCGUUUGUGAACCCCAUUAUUUACAGCGUUAUGAAUCCUACUUUUAGGAGGGAUGCCAUACACAUUAUCAGGAAAAUGUGUAAGAUGUGUCGCUUAAAACGAUGUUAG